Exophiala oligosperma is the source of this 1496-nucleotide messenger RNA. RefSeq lists its product as uncharacterized. Lineage: Eukaryota; Fungi; Ascomycota; Eurotiomycetes; Chaetothyriales; Herpotrichiellaceae. The record is from RefSeq and is a predicted model, not a curated record. Bases 753 to 1097 code for a protein of 114 amino acids. The transcript has a single exon.
GGAGCUUGUACGACUAUGCUCCUUUGGACCUCGGCGCGUCUCCGUGGUCCAAGCCUGCCGAUAACAUAGUUCUGAUCCUAGGGCGUCAACUCAUUAAGCAAUGGUCGCUGGAGCAAACAUUGUCAAGCCGGACAUUCAGAGAGCAUAGUCGUACAAGAUCCCAUGGCUUGGAAGUCAAAAUGACUCGAGGUCUGAGAGGACGACACCAAGGGAGGCGUCGUACAAGCUCCCAUGCUUGGAGGUUCGGCAGACUUUGGAUGGAGAAGUCAACAUUGAGAAGACGACGGCUCGGGAGCCGGGCGGCUUGAGGCCGCGAGGACGCAGAGACGCUACUCGUACUCUGUACAAGCUCCCCAAGACGCCAAAAGUCGAUCCGUAAGGCUGGGGCCGAGAGGACAACAACGCAGCAGUGUUGUUAGUCGUACAAGCUCCCAAAAAGCCAGAAAGAAUAAACCUCAGGUUGAGUUUUUUUGUUAUUUUUUGGUGAUUUUUGGUGAUUUUUCAUUUUUUCUGGGGUUUUCUUUUUUUGGCUGUCUGGGUAGCCACCCCAGCUGUGUUUGCGGACAAAGCCGCAAGAGCCUUCCUCUUCGAGGGCACAGCAGCGGCUGGGGCAUGCGAGCCAGGAGGGGGGAAACGGGCGGCGCUUGCCUCUGGUUCGGAGGUGUGGCGUGAUCUAACAGAGAUGGCAGUGAGCAAAGGUCGACAGUCAUCGGAAUGGUAAGGGUAUAAGAUCCGAAUUGGAAAAGAUUCGAAUGGUAAGGACGAAAAGUGAGAAUGCCAUACCUGUUCUGAUCUGCCACACCAUCCUCCUCGCCCGUUCUUGCUCCCGGCUGCACUACAUGCCCAAGCAGGUCAACCCUGGACGACAAUUAUCAGCCACUGUAUUCCCGAGUUAUUGUGUUGGAACUUGCUUACCACACGGGGUUGACAAGCUUGGGCAACUUGUCCCGCUUGUGCUCUGGGCACAGAGGCCAGUCGUCCUCGUCGUCCUCGUCGAUGACCUCACCCAUUGGGUGGGCGACCCGCACUUGCACCUAAAGAGUUGGGAGUUCAAUGGCUACACACGACUAGUCAGCCAAAAGUUCAACACUCGAUGAGAGGUAUAGGGAAGAAAAAGUACCUUAUGGCAGGCCGUUGGUCAGGUUUUGAACUGUGGUAUCAACAGUAUCAGCAUCAGACUCACUCUGGACGCAUGACCUUGAGCAUACCUUGUGCAAACAUUUUGCUCCGAGGAAAGAGAAGAAGAUAGUAAUGGAGCAGAAUACUCACCUCACUUUUGCUAAAUGCGGCAACCCCAUUUUGGGACUAGCGUCCACACUCAAGGUGUACAAUACUCAAGUACGACCUGACGAUUCAAAUUCCAGAAUCAAUCCACUGUUGAUAGCUUGCAGCUUCUACAUAGCCGCAUCCUUAUUUAGCAGAGAAGCUGCGAAAUCACUGACUGGCUUGUUCACGUUUGCCGGCCAUUGUUGCUUCUCUAGGCCUGUAGUUCUAUG